AUGGGGUUCCUGCUGCGCCUAGGCACAUCGGUUUGGAGGAACCCCGACGAGAACGACUUUCUCAUCCAGCGGAUUGCAAGCAAGGCAGUCUCCCAGCAGAAAUUCGCGACCUCUGAUUUGGUUUGGGAGACGGAGACCAGUGGAACCGAGGCCAUCUACCUUAUGGAAGGUGCCCUGCACUAUCAGCUUGGCAAUUUCGAGGCAGAUGUGAAUCAAUCGCGCUGGAUGGCGGAUAUGUGCUUGUGGGCACCGUGGGUAUAUCUAGGGGAUGCAUCCACCAAGGAACCUUCAGGUGUAGUGCUGGUGCAUGUCCGGCAAUUUUAUGAGAGUAUCCGUGACUGCAAUCAAAUGACAGUUGCGAGAGAAUAUGCCAGAGAGUACGUGGAUGAAAUGAAUCGCCAUGAUGCUGUGACAGAACUUUGGCACUGCCCGGCGGGUGAGCAACAACCAGAGCGGGUCGGGUCACUCUUUCACUACAGCCUCAGUGCCCCAGCGGUUACUAUUUGUGAACGACUGUGCUUUGCACUGCAGAGACGCGUACCUUUUUCACGCGUGGUGCCGCACUAG
Molecule: messenger RNA, 567 nt
Organism: Cladocopium goreaui
Lineage: Eukaryota; Dinophyceae; Suessiales; Symbiodiniaceae
Source: the annotation of a GenBank genome assembly